AUGAUCUUGUGCCAGCAUUGUGAGCCACUGUCGUGGCGACAGACAAGCCGGCACAAGUGCCGGGAGGAGUGGCCGAGCGCAGACGUGGAGCGUGCCUACAACCUGUUCCUGGAUGUGGCGCUACUGCUGGUGCCUCUGCUGCUGAUGGCCGCCGCCUACUCGCUGGUCGUCUCCAAGCUGUGGCGCGGCCUCCGCCGUGAGAUCCGCACCACCUCCUCCACGCCCAGCAGCGAAGUGGCGCCGCCGUCUUCCCCGGGCGGUCGAGCCUCGUGCCUGCGGACGCUGCGCCGCGUCGCCGACCAGCACCAGCACCACAGGCAGAGGGCCAGGCCGCCGCCCGUCGCCGUCUCCCUCGUCAUGCACGAGCGCGCGCGCUGCCUCAAGGGUGAGCAGCUGCCAACGGAGAACGGGGGAACCGUCUGCAGCGUGCUGGGAGGUCGGGCGUCGGCCGAGAACAGCGAGCAUUACCACGACCAGGAGCACGACCAGGAGCACGCUCACGCCCACGCUCACGACCACGACCACGACAGCGGCGAGGCGGCGCCGGGACACGCCCUGCGUCGCCAGGCCAUCCGCUCCAACUACGCACGCAAGAGCAUCGAGGCCAAGCGCAAGGUGAUCCGCAUGCUCUUCGUGGUGGUGGCAGAGUUCUUCGUGUGCUGGACACCACUGCACGUGCUCAACACAUGGUAUCUGUUCAAUCCGGAUGCAGUGUAUGCCUAUGUGGGCCGCACAGGCAUUUCACUGGUGCAGCUGGUGGCAUAUGUGAGCUGCUGCUGCCAUCCCAUCACAUACUGCUUCAUGAACCGACGUUUCCGCGCAGCCUUCCUUGGUGCUUUUCGCUGUCCCCGCCGCAGGAGGAGCACACUGUGCCGCUGGUGGGAGUCAUCAAAUUCUCCAGGACACUCACCUUGCCAGACGCCCACAGCGCGAAUUCGGAAACAAGUCUCGUGCUCAGGUAUUCACAUGGUGCAAAAUGACCAGACGAUGAGAACAAGUACGCAACUCCCGCCAUCACUGUUCCCUGAAGCAAUGACAAAUGAGUAACAGCUACUCAUCUUUAGUGAAACUUCAGUAACAUCUGAUGUUUCUCAAGGCAGCAGUCUCACCUACAUCUCAAUGGA
This is a messenger RNA of Schistocerca serialis cubense, 1124 nucleotides long. RefSeq names its product gastrin/cholecystokinin type B receptor-like. The coding region runs from base 1 to 1047 and encodes 348 amino acids. The record is from RefSeq and is a predicted model, not a curated record. Gene Ontology annotation, biological process: neuropeptide signaling pathway. Gene Ontology annotation, cellular component: membrane. The transcript is spliced from 7 exons. NCBI's taxonomy places the organism in Eukaryota, Metazoa, Arthropoda, Insecta, Orthoptera, Acrididae. Gene Ontology annotation, molecular function: neuropeptide receptor activity.